AUGUUGUACCAAAACCGAAUCUUAAUGAUUGCAUUGUUCAUUGUACAACUAGUCAUCGUCCCAAUCCAAGCGUUACCCUCGAGUCAACCGCCCUCCAGUGGAACCAACUACUCGGACUUAGACGAUAAGGCACCGUCACAUGAUGCUCACCAAGCCUCUACCUAUGGCCCAACAAAAGGAAAACUCAGAGAGGAAAGUUCGCAUCGAGGUGAUGCUACUUACUACUCUCCUGGAUUGGGCUCGUGUGGACAGCAGAGCGGUAAUCAGGAUCUCAUUGUAGCAAUCUCACACACCCUCUAUGACAGUUAUGAAGGGGUUAAUCAGGAUGCCAAUUCUCUCUGCGGAAAAAGUAUCCGAGCAUCUUAUGGCCCAAACUCUAUAGUCGUCAGCGUUGUUGACCGUUGUGAAGGCUGCAGUCCCAACGAUUUGGACCUUUCACCGGCCGCGUUUCGAAGAUUGAGUCCACUUAACACCGGCAGACUACAUGGAAUCAGGUGGACCUUCGCCUAA
Molecule: messenger RNA, 510 nt
Organism: Puccinia graminis f. sp. tritici CRL 75-36-700-3
Lineage: Eukaryota; Fungi; Basidiomycota; Pucciniomycetes; Pucciniales; Pucciniaceae
Exons: 4
Coding region: 1-510 (169 amino acids)
Source: RefSeq, a predicted model, not a curated record